This is a messenger RNA of Yamadazyma jaroonii, 588 nucleotides long. NCBI's taxonomy places the organism in Eukaryota, Fungi, Ascomycota, Pichiomycetes, Serinales, Debaryomycetaceae. The record is from the annotation of a GenBank genome assembly.
AUGGAAACCUUUGAAUUCCCUAAGAUUCAUUCAUUCCCUCCGUUAUACACUAAACAACCAAAUGCUACCGUACUUCAGCAACAACUAGAUUCGUGGUGUAGUAUAAUUCUUUCUUAUUGUGAAUAUUAUAAAGUAUCAACCAUAUCCACCACUGGUACUAUAGUGUAUUCACAAUUUGAAGAAUUAAAGAUAGAUACAUUACCACCAAUAUUUGAGAAUAAACAGAUUAAUAGAGCUGUGGAUGAUGAAUUUAAACUGGAUAUCAUCAAACACUUGAUACAUAAAUUGAAUAAAGCUGAAUACAUAAAUACUAAAAUACCUGAUCAAGGUAUUCUAGUUUAUUGGAAGUCAUUGGCUGAUUGGGCUACAAUUUUAUAUGAUUUUGUUGAAAAUUCAGGUCAAUUGGGCACCGUGUUGACAAUUUAUGAAUUAACUAAACUGGAAGAUUCAGGACUUCCUGAAAGUCUAAAGAAUUUAGAUUAUAACUUAUUGGUCAAAGUAUUAAAAAAUAUAUUGAUAAAACAAGGAAAAGCUCAAAUUUUAAUGCAAGAAGGAACGGACCAAAUUGGUGGUGUUAAAAUAGUCUAA